AUGGAGUACGGCUUGGUUGACUGUCACUGUCAUAUAUCGGCCGCUGAGUUUGAAGAGGUAGGAACCAAGUUAUUCUUUGGUCACGAAAGUAUAAGACCAUAAUAAAUUAUCUGUCUAUCUUUAAAUUCUGCACGUCAGUAGCUGGUCGAUCAGUUACCUUUAAGUUCUGUAUAUAAGACUAAAUUAUACGUCUGUUAUCUUUAAUUUCUGCCCAUGUUAGUCAGUUAUCUGUCUGUUAAACUGUGUUUUCAUGUGGGUUUUUUGUUGUCUUAAAUUUGUGCUUAAUUUGGUUUAAAACUUUGUUUUCAGGAUGUGGAUGAAGUGAUUCAGAGGAGCAGAGAGGUCAGAGAUUAGUUCAACUUUUACACAGAUUUACAGUUUAAUGAUGUUUGAACAGAAAGUUUAACUUCAGUCAGAUGACACUAAAAAUACUUGCAGAGUUAGAAAAGAACUUUACAGCAGUGUGACUGUGUCUGAUCAUGUGUUUGUAUGUCUGUCUCCGUCUAUAUGUGUGUUUGCAGGCUGGUGUUCAGGCUCUGGUUUCAGUCACAGAGGGAUUUGAGGAGUUUUCUAGAGUCCUUGAGCUGCAGAGUCGGUCUGUCAAGUUUUUAAGCUCCUCAGCUUAAUAAAGACAUAGUUUGUGUGUUUCGACUUCCACCAAUGUUUCCAUCUGAUCGAUCAAACUAGAGUUUCUUCUACAACUAUAUUUAAAUAUCAGACUUUAAUUUAAUGAGGUACAUUUUAAAAAAAUACAACAUUUUGAAACAGAGCUGAAAAUGGUCUUUUCCUCUGCACUGUUUAAAUGAAAAGUUUUGCUUCCUUCUGUUUAUUUAAAUCAAACUUUAAAAAGAACUUUAAUCUCCAUCUUUUAACUACAACUUUAUCUGCAUUUAUGUUCAAAUUCAUCAUUAUAAGCUACAGUAAAUCAUCUGAUAAGGGUAUUAUUAUUACUCUCAGUUUCUGUUUAAUUGAUUAAUCAUUAAAUGUAAUUGAACAUUUAUUGUUAUUUUGAAAUCAAUUUAUCUUUUAUCAAUCAUAAUUGUAUUUUAAUGUUAUCUUUAUUAUUUAUGGUGGAUUUUUAAUUAAUUUACUGUUUUUUUACUUCUAUAUGUACGGUGGAUAUUUAUUCAUUUUUUUAUAUUUAAUGUUUCAUAAUAUGAAUAAUUCAUACUUGAUAUUUUUGAAUAUUCAAUUUCGUAUUUAUUUUCAUUAUUGGUGGUCAAUACUCUCUCACACAGGUUUCCAGACCUGGUGGCUCCAUGUUUCGGGGUUCAUCCUCUGCAGGUCAGCGGGGGCUCCGAUCAGCACAGCGUCAAAUGUCAGGUAGGAAAACAGUCUGUUCCUCAUUUGUUUUUGCAGAGUUUUUCUUUAUUGUUCCUGAGAAACUUAAUCUGACACACUCAGCAGUGGGGGGAGGGUCUCAGAGAGAGAGAGAGAGAGCUAAGGGUGAGUAUAUCUGAGACCUCAGGAGGAGGUGGAGAUGUUUGAACUUAUUUAACGUUCAUAGUGAAAAAAGAAAAUAUCCUCAGAACCUUACACUUUAGCACAAAGAAACUUUAUCUGACAUUCUCAGCAGACUCCUUCGGGUGGGGUGGGGGGGUUAGAAAAAGAGAAAGAGCGAGAGAGAGAAAGGAGGGUAAAAAACAUCAGAGGAGAAUGUGGAGAUGUGUUUUCCUCUCAAGUUAAUACAGAAAGGACAGUCCUUUUCUACAGUUCCUUGUUGUUGAUUCAGCAGGUUAGAAACUUUGGUGUUUGAUUUCUUUCUUUUUUUAUUGAUGAACUUUUUGUGAAAGUAAACACACUGACACAAAGAGAGAAAUGGACCAUUGCAGCAAAGAAAGUACAAACUAAGAACAAUAACAUUAGAAAUAAUAAGCCAAACCUCAAAGGGAAAAAGAAAUAGUGUACAUGUCAGUCACAUGACGAUUUUUCUCUGUCUGCAGACAGAAAAGUGAUCAGCUGGUUCAUCAGCUGUUUUAUCAGCUGGUUUGAAGUGAAGGUCACAGCAAAGUGUAAAUUUAAUCUUCCUGAGAGUCUGAGCGACAAUUUUCUCAGGCUGCUGACUGAAUCUGAUCGUUUGUAAUCUGCUAGUAGUGAGUCAGCUGAUCGAGGAUUAACUCUGGUUUAACCCUUCAGACUGAAACAAAUUUCUGACAGCCUGUGAACGAAUUUACGACUUGACAAAUUGGAAGUGAAUAGAAGGUUUUUAAAUUAAUUUUGAUAUUGUUUUUGUUUCAAUUAUUUUCAUCUGAGAUACACUUCAUUAUUUUUUUAAAAAGUGAUGUUCACUGUUUUUCUCAACACACCAUAAAUAUGUUUUUCACUGCUUUACAAAUUUCCUCUUGAAGAUAAGAAAACUUUUCUUUUUAUGGAAAAUGAAGGUAAGAUGUGUAAAAAAAUUACAGACAGACCAUCUGAGAAGUCAAAACCAGAGUAAGAUUUCAACUUCUCAUGCAACUUUUCUCACUCUAGCCGACGAUGUCACCCACUCUGGCAAGAUUACACACAAUACACACCCAUUAUAAUCCCAAAAAAUGAUCAUGGUCCUUGAACAGUGAGCAAUCAAAAACUAUCAAAACGUGGAUCAAUACACCAAUAGAAAAGACUUGUGUCUACAUUUUAAGUUUAAAUGGAGUCUCUAGAGAAAAGUUUGCCAGAGUGGUAGAUGUUUGAAAAAUUCCAACAAUUUUCUCUCUUUUUUUUGCUUGUCCCCUAGAAUUAAAUGCAAAAUUUUUGCAUCACUAAAAAUGUAUAUAUUAUAGAGAAAAGUAAAAGCACACAGAUCCAGAUCAAACUGCACAUUUUGAUACAUAAUUUGUCCAACAACUCUUCAAAUUGUAGGACUAGUAGCGAAUCAAGAAUUAGGAAUAAGAAAAAAUCCACAGUAUAACAAUAGUGCCUUGGUGCGUUUGCCCCGUGGCCCUAAUUAAAUCUAUAACAAUUUAUUAAUUAAAUCUUUAACAGUUUAAUAAUUAAAUCUAUAGCAGGAUUCGUGUUAAACUUUCACAUUUCUUCACCAUCUUCAAACAUGUUUCUUCUGAUUUUUUCAGGACCUCGACUCUGCGCUGCCACUUUUCUACAAACACAGAGAACGCCUGGUUGCUGUUGGAGAGGUAAGAUAAGAAAAGAAGAAUUUUAUUUAUUCCCGAAGAGAAAUUCAACAGUAGUAGUAGUACUCUGUCUAUAUACUCACACCCCUGUGUAAUACACAUUACUAUAUACUACAUAUCUGUACUGUCUUUAUCUAUUUACAGAUGAAAUCACAGACAUACAUGUUUUUUUUCUAAAUACUAAAACAGGGUCUAUUUCCUCCUUUAAUACUUUUAUCAGACCCCUUUAAAUUUAAAGCCCACCCCCUCUUCUCUCACAACCUUUACCUGCUGCUGAACCUGGUCCUCUAAUCUAACACUCGAGAACUUUCUGUCCAAACCCUCCAGAGGGAGAGACAGUCUUCACCUUCAGGCUCUGACUCUCUAAUUGGUCUGCACAAAGAUAGAAAGUCGAGUUCAGUCUUAGAAAAUCUGACUGAAGUUUGAAUAAAUAAGAUUAAGACGGAUUUCAGACCUGCUCGCCUCCUAAAUCCCCUCUGUUAGCCGAAUUAAUAAGGCCUGUCAGGAUCACUCUCCAUCACUCGAACACACACACAGAGCUGUUAUUCUGCAGUGCUGUGUGAGAGCAGAGUGUUUUUUCAGGUGCUCUCUGCAAAAUUUUAGUAUAUCUCAAGUUUACCUGACUGUGCUUUUCAUACAAAGAUCCUAACAGUGUGAAGUCUCACCUGUGAGACUGUGAUAUGCUGCUGUGUUCUCACCUGAGCUUCCCUGGACUCUACCUUGAAAUGACACCAGGGGGCAUCAGGAAAUAUUGGGGUGAAAACUGGUCUGUGUGUGUUCACAUGUAAGACUUUACCCACUGGGGAAUUUCAGGAAAUUUUCAGGAACUUUGUGUUUGUCUGACAGAGACUUUAGUAAGUGAGAUUUCAGGCUCUGAGCAGAGCAAACAGUCCCACGCUCUGCUCUCCAUCAGCCUGUUAUUCACACAGAUCAGGUUAAAAUCACAGAGGGGUCUGUUUGUCUCUUCUAUAACCUCUCAGCUCUGCUUUCACUCUCUUUCACCUUUUUGCCUCACUAAUUCCAUGCAGGAAUUCAUGGCAAAGACAAGGGUUGGCUAAGUGAGGGACAAUAUUUGUACUGUGCCAAUUCACAACAAGUGUUAUCCAAAGACCCUUCAGGGCAAGAGGGAGAUGCAGAAAGAGUUUACUUUGUGGUUUGAUGAAUAAAAUAUUUUUUUCUGUAUUUUUUAAGAUUGGUCUGGACUUCACCCCCUGGUGUGCUCCCACUCAGCAGGAUAAAGAUGAUCAGAUGGAGGUUUUUAUCAGACAGCUCAGCAUCGCAAAGGAGUUCGACCUCCCUGUGUGAGAACGAAAUUGUGAUAUGUGCAACACCGGGAUUCUUGAGGAGGAGACUCUUAAUUCACAGAGAGUUAAACUUUAUAUAAACUAAAUGUUUUCUCUGCAGGUGAUGUGAACAUAUAACUGUUUUCUCACACAGUAAUGUCCACUCUCGGUCAGCUGCUAAGGUUACCAUUUCCAUCAUGCAGGAUCAGGGUGAGUUUAUUACCUCUUAUUGUCAGCCGAACAAGUGAUGUUAAUGAUGUGUUCAAGUUACCUCGGAAGUCAGAAGUCCAAGGAAUAGAGCAAAAUCGGAGGCCUGAAACAAGAUGGCUACAUCUACGAAAGCUAUUUUUGCGCUUGCCUUAUAUUCGGACAAGGCAAGACUUCUGAGGUCACUUGAACGCAGCGUAAUGCUUCACAAUUUUCUGAUUUCUCAUCAGGAAUCACUCGAGCUCUUCUACAUAACUUUGCGGGGAAACCAUCAGUAGCCAUGGAGGGAGUGAAGGCUGGAUACUUCUUCUCUUUCCCUCCUGCAGUCUGCAGGAAAAGAGAGGUAACAGAGAGCUUGAACAUGGUUGUUGUUUGUCAGACUUCGGUGGUUGUUGUUUGUCAAACGUUGAUGGUUGUUGCUUAUUUGACUAUGAUGGUUGUCGUUUGUCAGACUUUGAUGAUUGUUGUUUGUCAUACGUUGGUGGAUUUUGUUUAUUUGACUGUGAUGGUUGUUGUUUAUCAAACGUUGGUGGUUGUUGUUUAUUUGACUGUUAUGGAUGUUGUUUGUCAAACGUCGAUGGUUGUUGUUUGUCAAACGUUGAUGAUUGUUGUUUGUCAAACGUUGAUGGUUGUUUGUCAAACGUUGAUGGUUGUUUGUCAAACGUCGAUGAUUGUUGUUUGUCAAACGUUGGUGGUUGUUGUUUGUCAGACUGUGAUGGUUGUCGUUGUGAGACCUUGUAUCUCUUUUCUUUCUGUAUUGUCAAUUUACUACUUGAGGUGUCAUAGUGAUAGUAUGAACUCUAAAUCCCUCCACACAGAGAGACAAACUGAUCCGGCAGAUCCCUCUGGAGCACAUCUGUCUGGAAACCGACUCUCCUGCACUUGGACCAGAGAAACAUGUGAGUAACCGGAAAUAAAAGUCAAUCAAUGGUCCAAUUUAGGGAAUGAACUGUUUGCUGCUUAUCUUCUUUAGAUCUUUUAUCUCUUCAGGUGUGUUGCUGUCUUUCAGGUGAGGAAUGAGCCCUGUAACAUCCUCCUGUCCUGUCGCCACAUCGCUGAAAUCAAAGGUGUAUCUCCAGAAACAGUUCAACUUGUUACGACACAAAAUGCUUUCAGACUUUUCCCCAAAGCGGUCGCUCACUGA
This is a messenger RNA of Xyrichtys novacula (pearly razorfish), 5744 nucleotides long. The record is from the annotation of a GenBank genome assembly. Lineage: Eukaryota; Metazoa; Chordata; Actinopteri; Labriformes; Labridae.